This is a messenger RNA of Laccaria bicolor S238N-H82, 630 nucleotides long. RefSeq lists its product as uncharacterized. The record is from RefSeq and is a predicted model, not a curated record. The coding region runs from base 1 to 630 and encodes 209 amino acids. Gene Ontology annotation, molecular function: oxidoreductase activity, acting on NAD(P)H. Lineage: Eukaryota; Fungi; Basidiomycota; Agaricomycetes; Agaricales; Hydnangiaceae. The transcript has 2 exons.
AUGUGUCGCUUCAAGACCCUAUGUGUCGCUGACCCGAUUUGGGGAGUGUGUUACUUUUCAUAUACACUGGCUUUUGAACGUAUCUUGAUUUUCCGAUUCAUCGAUGCUUACUUGUUAGAUCCCUUCGAACUCUCAUACGACGAUGUCGCAACUCUUCCUGUCUCACUUUCAGCAGCAUACGCAGGCCUCUACGGAAAUAAGGCACUUGGUGCGGCUUUUGACGCACCUGUUUCUGCGUCGGCCAUUGGCAAGUACGUCGACACACUUCUGGUCGUUUUGGGAGGCUCCAGCAGCGUCGGGCGAUACGUCAUUCAGCUUGCCAAAUAUUCUGGUUUCCAUCCCAUGAUCACCACCACCUCCCUCAAACAUGCUGACGAGCUCAAAUCCCUUGGUGCGACACACGUCAUCGACCGCAAGGCGUCUGUUGUUGCAGAAGUCAGAAAGCUGACUGACAAGCCCAUCUCGAUCGUGUUCGAUGCCGUCUCGAGUGCGGAUACCCAACAGGCAGGCGUCGACGUCUUAGGUAUGAGCCGAUGCAAAUGCAAUGUCUGUAAGUCCCGUAAGCCAAGCGUGCAGAUCAACGAGGUAAUUACAGUCUAUAAACUCCAGUUGGCGCAGAGGAGAGGCUAG